UGAGAAACUUUUGACUAUGGACCAUUUUGACCUUAAUUGUAUAUAGGGAAAGCCACUUAAUUGUCCUUUGCACUCUGGAAAGCAUUAUUGGAAGAGACAGCAUCACAAAAAGCAGCAAUAAGGUACCUUCCUUUUUCCAUUGAUCAUUUGCCACUGUGAAGUCUUGGCCUGCCGACUCUUGAGAAAUUUGAUUGAGCAUCAUGGCAGAGAGUGCUGUACGUUUUUUGAUUAACCAGAUCUCAACUUUGCUUUACCAAGAGAUCACACUUUUGGGGGGGCUUAAAUCAGAUGUUCAAUUCAUCAAAGAUGAACUCGGGAGCAUGAAGGCUUUCCUCAGAGAAGCUGAAGCAAAGGACGACAAUAUUAAUGAUUCUCAACUCCAAGAAUGGCUAAAGCAGGUUCGAGAAGUUGCUUAUGAUACACAGGAUGUUCUCGAUGAUUUUACCUUCCGCUUUGCUCGUGGUUACAUGGAUGGAUUCUAUGGCAAGGUUGGAAAGAUCUAUAACUCAAUAAAGAAUCUGAAAGCUCGCCAUCAAAUUUCUUUGGAGAUAAAAGACAUCAAGGCCAGAGUUGGAGAGAUUUCAGCAAGGCAUCAGAGGUACCAGUCCCUAUAUGGUACUCAAGAAAGAGGCUUCAGCUCUUCUCGUCAGGUGAAUGCAGAUUUUGACAUUCGUGCUCAAUCACUCUUCAUUGAAGAAGCUCGACUUGUUGGGAUUGAUAAGCCAAAAGCAGAGCUCAUCUCAAAAAUCGUUGAUGACCAUUCCCAAUUGAAAGUAGUUUCGGUUGUGGGAAUGGGGGGACUCGGGAAGACUACCCUGGUGAAAAAAGUCUAUGAUGACGCUGCAGUGAAGAAACAAUUUCAGAGCCACGCCUGGAUAACUGUUUCUCAAAAUUUUCAGUUCAGGGACAUCAUCAAGAACCUGAUCCAACAGUUGUACAACGAAAUCAGACGGCCGGUCCCUCGCCGAGUGGAAUCCAUGGAUGAUAAUAUGCUGAUUGAAUUUGUCAGAGACUUCCUCCAGGAAAAAAGGUACAUUCUUGUCCUUGAUGAUGUGUGGAGUAUAGAUGCCUGGGAAGCUAUCAAAUGUGUAUUGCCUGACUGCAAUACCGCUAGUCAUGCUGUAUUGACAACACGAAUGGCUGAUGUAGCUUCUGCGUCCUGUUUAGGAUCACUUGACUUCGUCUAUAAGAUGGAGCCUCUUUCUGAUAAAGAGUCUUGGACUCUGUUUUGCAAUAGAACAUUUCAGAGCAAUGACUGUCCUCCAAAUGUAGAAGAAGUUGUUAAAAAAGUACUGAAAAAAUGUGAGGGCCUACCGCUUGCAAUUGUUGCAAUAGGUGGUGUUAUGGCUCUGAAGGACAAGGAAAAGACAGAUGAAUGGGAGAUGAUUCUUCAUGGUUUUGGUGGCGAGGCAGAUGGCAGUGGUAAGCUUGACAGGAUCAAAAGGGUACUCUUACUUAGCUACAAUGAUUUGCCUCACUAUCUUAAAAGCUGCCUAUUGUAUCUAAGCAUCUACCCUGAAGAUUAUCCAAUUGGCGUGGAUGAUAUACUUCUGAAAUGGAUUGCACUAGGAUUUGUAGAACAGAAAGAAGGGAUAACAUCCACCGAUAUUGCUAUGAGAUAUAUGAAAGAACUCAUCAACAGAAGCUUAAUCCAAGUUAAAUCCAGAUCGACCGAUGGCACAUUGGCUACAUGUGGUCUCCACGAUUUUCUGCGUGAAAUCAUUGUUUCAAAAUCUAAAGAGCAGAGUUUCACGACUGUAGCCACCAGAUGUUACAAUUGACUUAAGUUCAUAUUGAAAUAGUAACAAUCAACCUCAAUUCCUCAAAAUAUGCGUAUGUACAAGUAUGGAUUUAGAUUUUCAUUUUCCAGUUAACUCCAUCAAAAUUUUUCUGGUUCAGCAAGACAUAGAACAGAGCAUCUACCGAAGAAAAAACAAGAUCAAAGUGUAUGAAGCAUAAAAGAUGAAGUUUGUCAAAUUAGUAAAGCUUCGAUAACACCUUUCAAAGUCC
This is a messenger RNA of Coffea arabica (coffee), 2010 nucleotides long. Its product is annotated as disease resistance protein RPM1-like. Lineage: Eukaryota; Viridiplantae; Streptophyta; Magnoliopsida; Gentianales; Rubiaceae. Gene Ontology annotation, molecular function: ADP binding. Gene Ontology annotation, biological process: defense response to other organism. The record is from RefSeq and is a predicted model, not a curated record.